AUGAGAUUGGUCUAUCUCCUUUUCAUCGCUCUCUUCUCGCUCGCCUGGGCGCUUCCGCCCCUCAAGCAAGCGACACGUUCCCAGAUCGUAGACCGUGUGGCUUCUCGACCUCAGAGGCGGCAAGCGCAAGCUUCUGCGGGCAUCUAUCCUCUUUGCCAGGGCUCAAAUGCUCGCGGAACGGGACAGCAGAACGCUGUCUCGGAUGGUAUCAAAGUCGACCCAAAUGAUACUCCCAAAGGGACUUUGACAGCCACCAGCGCUUUGGACUGCGCUCGGAAGUGCUUUGCCACGUCAGGAUGCAGAGGAACCAAUUAUGAUCGUGUCGCCGGGACUUGCGUGUACUAUGAGUCCGUCACCGCCUUUUCGCGGAGCACUUCCAUCACAAGUCUCUACCGCUAUAGGUCGUGCUCUCAAGUCGCAUCUAGUACAGGAGUUUCCGAUCUGUCUUGCUGCGAGUACUUCACAUCAUAG
Messenger RNA from Dioszegia hungarica, 471 nucleotides. RefSeq lists its product as uncharacterized. The record is from RefSeq and is a predicted model, not a curated record. Lineage: Eukaryota; Fungi; Basidiomycota; Tremellomycetes; Tremellales; Bulleribasidiaceae. The coding region runs from base 1 to 471 and encodes 156 amino acids. The transcript has 4 exons.